AUGACCCUAAUUCAACCGGUUUUGUGUCACAGAGAACAUCAUCAUAACCUUAAGUUACGUAAACUCCACAAAAAUGUUCAUCGUAACGAUUCCGAUUUAGAUUCAAUAGAAUCCACGACAAUUUGUGGAAAAUUAUGUAUUACAAGCUUCACGUUAAUGAUGCUAUUUUAUUUAUGUAUGGCUGCUUAUAUUUUAAAAUAUUAUUGGAAAAGAAGAAAUUCUACAAGAAAAAGCAGAGAAAUACGAUAUGGCUUUGGCAAAGAACUAAGAAAGAAUAACAGCAAUAAUAAUGGUGGUGGUGGUUGGAAAGGAAGAAAAGACGAAACAGUUGUGGUGUUGGUAUAUGAAGGAAAUCAUUCAAUAGUUUAA
Messenger RNA from Funneliformis geosporum, 369 nucleotides. The record is from the annotation of a GenBank genome assembly. Lineage: Eukaryota; Fungi; Glomeromycota; Glomeromycetes; Glomerales; Glomeraceae.